AUGGAUGACCUCUACGACGAGUUCGGUAAUUAUAUUGGAGGAGAAGAGUCCGAGGAAGAAUCACAGCAUGACGGCGUCGAGGCACAGCAGUUCGAUUAUGACCUUGAGUCAGAGGUGGAGGCACCGGCUGCCCAUGGCCAGGAGCUAAUGGAAAUAGAUGACCAAGGUCCGUCCAAUGCGGUAAUUCUUCACGAAGAUAAACAGUACUAUCCAACAGCACAACAAGUUUACGGGAAAGAUGUGGAAACAAAAGUGCAGGAGGAGGAUACACAGCCGCUGUCGCAACCAAUUAUAGCGCCAAUUCAGCAGAAGAAGUUCGCUGUUCAGGAAGCUGACCUGCCUCCCGUCUUUUAUUCUCGAGAAUUCAUGUCAGACCUGUUAAACUACCCCCAUCAAAUUCGAAACAUUGCGCUUGCGGGCCAUUUACAUCAUGGCAAGACUGCUUUUAUGGAUACUUUGGUUAUGGAAACACAUGAUAUAUCGGAGAAACUUGACAAACGAAUUGGUAAAGCAAAGGAUGAACAGCUCCGAUAUACAGAUAUGCACUUUUUGGAGAGGGAGCGUGGGCUAUCAAUUAAAUCUGCGCCAAUGAGCCUUGUUUUGCAGGACACGAAAGGAAAAUCCCAUCUUUUCAAUAUAAUAGAUACCCCGGGACAUGUCAACUUUGUUGAUGAAGUUGCUGCGUCACUGAGAUUGGUGGACGGAGUAGUUCUCGUGGUAGACGUUGUCGAGGGUGUUCAGAUCAAUACUGAACAAAUUAUCAAGCACGCCAUAUUAGAAGAUCUCCCUCUCGUUCUAAUCGUUAACAAGGUGGAUCGACUCAUACUAGAGCUAAAACUACCGCCAAUGGAUGCCUACUUCAAAUUAAAACAUGUGGUGGAAGAAGUCAAUACCGCCAUCGAGAAAACAAUACCCGGGCAAGGUGAAAAGAGAAGACUGAGCCCCGAAAAGGGCAAUGUUGCCUUUGCGUGUUCCUCUAUGAACUGGUGUUUUACUCUUCAAUCAUUCGCAAAGAUGUAUGCGGACACAUACGCUAAAGUUGACCUUUCAGAAUUUGCUGUAAGGCUAUGGGGUGACAUCUUCUUUAACCCCCGAAGCCGGAAAUUUACACGCAAGGGCAUGGAAGAACAAUCCAAACGAUCCUUCGUUCAUUUUAUCCUUGAACCCAUCUAUAAGCUCUACUCGCACACCAUUAGUGAGAGCCCCGAGGACUUGAAAGAGACUUUAGCAGCUCUUGGGAUUCAUUUGAAGCCUUCCCAACUGAAAUCAGACGCAAAGGUACUUCUUAAGCUAGUUUGUGCACAGUUCUUUGGCCCCGUUACUGGGUUCGUUGAUAUGGUUGUUCAGCACAUCCCUUCCCCAGUUGAAGGGGCUAGCAAAAAAUUGGACAAGUACUACACGGGGCCGCGGGAUACGAAAGUUGCUGCCGCUAUGGAAGCUUGUGAUCAAGAUGGCCCAUUAGUUGUGCACGUCACUAAAUUAUAUGGGACGCCGGACGCUGCCGGAUUCAAUGCCUUUGGACGUAUCAUGAGUGGAACCGCAAGGGCGGGCCAGCAAGUCAGAGUUCUAGGAGAAGGAUAUACCAUUGAUGACAAUGAAGAUAUGGUUGUAGCAACUAUUACAGAUACGUUUAUUGCCGAAUCUCGCUAUAACAUUCCUACGAGUGGCGUUCCGGCUGGCAAUUGGGUACUACUCAGCGGAGUAGAUAACUCCAUUAUUAAAACAGCAACCAUUGUCCCUUUGACCUUCAAAGACGAUGAGGAAGCAUACAUCUUUAAACCCAUCAAGCACAUGACAGAAUCUGUUUUCAAGGUUGCGGUCGAGCCCAUCAAUCCAUCCGAGCUACCUAAAAUGCUUGAGGGGCUUCGAAAGGUCAAUAAGAGUUACCCCUUGAUAUCGACGAGAGUUGAGGAAUCAGGCGAACACAUUGUACUUGGGACGGGUGAGCUCUAUAUGGAUUGUGUUUUACACGACCUUCGCCGAUUAUACGCCGAAAUGGAGCUCAAAGUAUCAGACCCUGUCACGAGAUUCUGUGAAACGGUUGUUGAGACCUCUGCGAUUAUGUGCUACUCUAUCACCGCCAACACAAAAAAUAAAAUCACUAUGAUUGCUGAGCCUCUUGACGAUGGUAUUAGUGAAGAUAUUGAAAGUGGUCGCGUCAACAUUCAUGAUCCAAUCCGAAAAGUCGGUCAGUUCUUCGAAGAAAAGUACGACUGGGAUAAGCUAGCUUCGAGAAGUAUAUGGGCAUUCGGUCCGGAUGAUAUGGGCCCAAAUAUUCUCCAAGAUGACACGUUACCUUCUAAGGUGGACAAGAAGCUGCUUGGAUCCGUACGAGACUUCAUCCGCCAGGCCUUCAGCUGGGGCACAAGAGAAGGCCCGCUAUGCGAAGAACCUAUCCGAAACACCAAAUUCCGUCUUACGGAUAUCUCUCUAGCAGAUCAAGCAUUUUCUCGAGGUGGUGGGCAAAUCAUCCCCGCCACUCGUCGUGUCAUCUAUUCAUCGUUCCUGAUGGCCUCCCCCCGAUUGAUGGAGCCUAUUUACACAUGUUCCAUGACAGGACCCCCAGAUUCGGUUGCCGCCAUUUACACCGUUCUUUCACGACGACGUGGACACGUCUUAUCCGACGGUCCUAUCGCCGGAACUCCGUUAUACUCCGUGCGUGGCCUGAUUCCGGUCAUCGACUCCUUUGGUUUUGAGACCGAUCUCCGAAUACAUACACAAGGUCAGGCCACCGUCAGCCUAGUAUUUGACAAAUGGAGUGUUGUACCGGGCGAUCCACUGGACAAAAACAUAAAACUCCGACCGCUAGAGAUGGCAAGCGCCAUGGCAACCGCGAGAGAUUUUGUGCUCAAAACUCGCCGAAGAAAAGGCCUUGCGGAGGAUAUCACGGUUAGCAAGUUUUUGGAACCGGAGCUUUGGAAGGGCUUGAAGGAGAGCGGUCUUCUCGGUGAAACAUGA
Microsporum canis CBS 113480 is the source of this 2958-nucleotide messenger RNA. Its product is annotated as 1 U5 small nuclear ribonucleoprotein component. Gene Ontology annotation, molecular function: translation elongation factor activity; U5 snRNA binding; GTP binding. The transcript is spliced from 4 exons. The record is from RefSeq and is a predicted model, not a curated record. Gene Ontology annotation, cellular component: U4/U6 x U5 tri-snRNP complex; U2-type catalytic step 2 spliceosome; cytosol. Lineage: Eukaryota; Fungi; Ascomycota; Eurotiomycetes; Onygenales; Arthrodermataceae. Gene Ontology annotation, biological process: mRNA splicing, via spliceosome. The coding region runs from base 1 to 2958 and encodes 985 amino acids.